AAAAUUUCUCAAUUCCUAUGAAGAAAAUUGAAAAACACUUUUUAUAUAAAUUUGAACAUGUUUGCACUUUUAUACUCCCUCCGUCCAAAAUUAAAGUUCUCACUUUCCUUUUCAGGCCUUGAGACUAAAGGAUUCAGAAUAAGUAGGAACAAGACUGAAUACAUGGAAUGUCGUUUCAGUGGCCGGGAUACAGAAUCAGAGGUGGAAGUCAAGAUUGACUCUCACCUAGUACCUAAGGUAGACAUGUUUCGUUAUCUUGGCUCAGUAAUUCAGGCGGAUGGGGAGUUAGAUGCGGAUGUUGGACAUCGGGUUGGAGUGGCUUGGGCCAAAUGGCGGUUAGCUUCAGGGGUGUUGUGUGAUCCGAAGAUUUCGCCUAGAAUGAAAGGUAAGUUCUAUCGAUCCGUAGUCAGACCUGCUAUGUUAUAUGGGGCAGAGUGUUGGGCGGUUAAGAAGACUCAUGUGGAGCCGGGGGUCUCUUGGAAACAGCCUCCCUACUUCCGAGUAGGGGCAAGUUCUGGUCUUCAGGAUGAUGGGAGAGGGGGAGUAGGCAGUAUGGGUGGGUAAGUGGGGCUAAGGUGGGGGGUAAUUUUGGAAAGUCAAAGCAAAUUUUAAAUUUUAUUAAACUCCGUGCCAAGUCAAAGUGGGAACUUUAAUCUUGGACGGAGGGAGUAUAAAUUUUUGGUGUUUAG
Cuscuta campestris is the source of this 689-nucleotide messenger RNA. The record is from the annotation of a GenBank genome assembly. Lineage: Eukaryota; Viridiplantae; Streptophyta; Magnoliopsida; Solanales; Convolvulaceae.